AUGGUUGAAGUCAAGAAGUAUUAUCUUUCCCCAACCACGCUCAUCCCCAAUUCUCCCUACCCACUCCUUCAUUAUCCGGGAUUUCUUGCUCCAGACACAAAGUCUCUCGCAACACAAUUUUACGAUCUUCUCACGAGUCAUGGCUGGCAGGCCCAGUGGAUCUUCCGGUAUGGCCCGACCCAGAAAUCACAUUAUCACUCUUUCGCGCAUGAGUGCAUGAUAGUUCUCACUGGCCACGCAACAAUUCGUUUCGGCGUUGCAGACACGACUGAAGACAUGGAAGAGAACACUCUUGGCACGGGAUUCGAAGAUGGCGGCGUUGAGCUUCACGUUCAGGCAGGAGACGUCAUGAUCAUUCCGGCCGGUGUUGCUCACAAGACAUAUGCUACCAAACCCGAGGCUGAAUUCAAGCUUAUGUCACCGGGAGAUGCACAUAGCCUGCCUCCCGAUAUCAGGUAUAGGCUAGAUGAUAUUGAACUAAGUGGUUUUACCAUGAUGGGCUCGUAUCCUAAGGACGGAGGUGCGUGGAAUUUCGCCGUUGGUGGUGAAGGCGCCGCCGCAUAUGCCGGUGUAUGGUCGAUUCCACCUCCUGAACUGGACCCAAUCCUGGGAGCAUCGAAGGAGGGAAUUUGCGGGAUCUGGGAGAAGAAGAAUCCAGAUCGCGUUUCCGAAUUCGGUAUUCUUUCAUCAAAGCUAUAA
This is a messenger RNA of Clonostachys byssicola, 699 nucleotides long. Lineage: Eukaryota; Fungi; Ascomycota; Sordariomycetes; Hypocreales; Bionectriaceae. The record is from the annotation of a GenBank genome assembly.